GUCUGCUUUGAUCUAGUGAUAUUACCAUACCGAUAGCGACACCUCUGAAUCAUCGUAUCGCACUGCACGAUGCUUUCAGCUCCCGGUUACAAAACGAAAGAGUUCGUACUCAGAGCUAAGCUUAGCUCAAUCGCGGCAUCUCAACGUUCUAGCUAGACUCUUGUGGGACGUCUACCCAGGUAUCCUCGGAAGAUAACAACCCGGUCUUUUGUAGGUUUCAGUACGUUCUGACCGCGACAUUCGUGCGCUGCAACUAAAGUGCGCUGCCCUUCCUACUCAUCUGACUUGUUUCUUUUCUCGUAUUCAACAACACGCGCAUAUUCCGAAUGCCUAGUGUUUCUUCAGACUGGAAAGUUGAACGUCCACCACGUCGAUCCGGACAACGAUCAGCCAAUGGCUGUUUGCAAUGUCGCAAAAGAAAAGUCAAAUGCGAUGAACAGAAACCGACUUGCAGUUAUUGUGAGAGGCGAAAGUUGUCAUGCUCCUGGUUCCAGCGACCUUGGAAAUUUGUGGACGUCAGCGACAAAGUCAGCGAGGAAUACGAUGUACUGUCCGGUCCGUCGGAGCAUCAAUCGCAGCAACAGAGAAACCCAAUCGAAUUGAAUCCCAUUGAAUAUGUUCCCAAAAGGCAGCACCGCACCCGAGAACGCCCCCAGGAGACAGAAGGUCUGGAAACACCAAGUUCAAGUACAAGCUCAUCCGGCUCUAACUCGAGUCCGCAAGAUUUGACAUCAACUAAGCCGCGGCACUAUGGAGUCAACUCAUCACAAAAAACUCGAAUACCUCCUUCUGUGGAUGCUGGUCCCACGACUCGCUCUCAGAUGUUAAUCGUCGCUCUUUACCACUACCUCCCUACCAACGAACCCAAGGAGCACCGAGGAGAACAUGAACAUCCUAGACUAACAUUUCUCAACCUAUUCAAUGGUGCUAUAUUCCGCCCUCGUGCGCCUUUUCUCGCAGCCGCUAUAGAUUCUUUUACCUUGGUUCAAGCAUCUCUCGCUUUGGGCGACGUUCGACUCGGGUUCGCCGCCAUCCGCCGUUACAGCGCUUGCUUGUCCAAGUUCAAUGCAGCAUUAGCUGAGUCAAAUCUCUACAGUCACGACGAUAUAUUGCUGUGUAUGCUAGUGCUCUCUAUCCUCGAGUCAAUCCGUCCGAUCUCUCAAUUCGGUGGUUGGGCAUCUCACGUUCGUGGUGCAAUCAAGUAUCUUGAGGAUCGUGGACCGCGACUUCUCAAGACUCGAUACCAGACUGUGCUAUUUCAUCACGCAAAACAGGCUUCAGUUCUCUGGGGAAUCUUCCAUCAAGAACCAAUACCCUUCAGUGGUAAAGACUGGUUACGAAUAUCUGAGUCGGCUCCUUUUAUCAACCACGAGACACGACUUAUCGACAUCGGUAUCCGGAUACCAGGGUUAUUGUCUCCUUCAAGCUAUCUUUCUAGCCCUACUGAUAUGUCAGGAUAUCAGACAUACUUCCAGGACCUCUUGGCGACUUCUUAUGACAUACAGAAAUGGCUCGCGGGUUUCCAUCGGCAAAGGGAUGUUCUUUUGCAUGCUUGUGACGAAACCAAUUUCCCUACCUAUUUCCGCUUGGUGAAGCGUAAUGUGCUGAGCACCGCAUCUUCAUUCCGGGACUUCAACGACGCAUGGUAUCUUUCGACAGCAUGGACAUACCUCUACCUACUUCAAACUACAUGUUUAUCUAUCAUGCACUCUGGACUACCACUUCACUUCGACGUCGAUGCGGCGUCCUUGGUCGCUUCAGUGGAGUCCACCGUCGAUAACCUCACCAAGACAGUGCCCCAAGCGCUAAGUGCGCAAUCUGGAUUCUCGGGUCGCUUGAGUGUCAACUUGUUUUUGCGGAUGAUAACUUUACAUUACGAAGCACAAGGUCGAGAUGAGAUGGUCGGAUGGUGUGGAGAUAUCGAAAGUGCUCUGUAUACGCCUGACCAAGGCCAUGCAGGGGCGUGGAUGGCGAAUUGGGAGAGAGUGAUCAAAUUACCUCGGAUCAGUCAGUUUGGAGAGCGGGAACAAACGGUCAGUAUCCGAUGAGGGUCAUCAUUCAUCACCGACGCAUAUACCAAUGAGCUCC
Molecule: messenger RNA, 2088 nt
Organism: Aureobasidium pullulans EXF-150
Lineage: Eukaryota; Fungi; Ascomycota; Dothideomycetes; Dothideales; Saccotheciaceae
Exons: 3
Coding region: 327-2048 (573 amino acids)
Biological process (GO): regulation of DNA-templated transcription
Molecular function (GO): zinc ion binding; DNA-binding transcription factor activity, RNA polymerase II-specific
Source: RefSeq, a predicted model, not a curated record